Messenger RNA from Colletotrichum fioriniae, 1833 nucleotides. NCBI's taxonomy places the organism in Eukaryota, Fungi, Ascomycota, Sordariomycetes, Glomerellales, Glomerellaceae. The record is from RefSeq and is a predicted model, not a curated record.
AUGACCGCACCCAAGCGAAAGAAGUCUGGUAUAACCAAUGGACAACCUGCCACCACCGACGCUGCCAAUCCCGUCCCCGAUACUCCGGCUCCGCGCCGAUCCGCCAGAAACAUCAGCGACGUGAAACCAGUCACUAAGCCCGGCGCCGCCAUGAGUCCCACAGAAGCCGACCUUGCAAAAGACCAACCACCGGCUAAGCGCCGCCAGAUUAGCCGCAAGAAGGUCGAGUCUGAGAGUAGCGUGCGCCGUGCCAUAAGAGAGCUCACCGAAAUGGAGAAUCGUCUACAGAAUUCCACGAGAAACCAGCGUCUUGCCAUUGAGGCAAGCCAUGUCCCGCCUUGUGCAGACGAACCCCACUCAGAGAAACACUCAUACAAACCUCACAUGACGAUCUAUGCAUCAGAUCCGGAAAAACUUGCCCGGAUGGCUGAAGAGGAGCGAUCCGGUACUCCCAGUUUGGAUGCCGCCCCAAUUGAAGGUCCAGCCGGGGAAGGCGCUGUCGGUGACGUCGAGGACGACAAGGUGCUCCUCGAGAACGCCCCGGAGAGAGGUGCCGGUCGAGAGCCGCCUGUGAACACGUCCAUCUUGCAACACCGUCACCCUCUCGCGGAUCCAUCUCAGCCUGAACACGCUACCAAGAAUCGCCCUGACGAGAACCAGCCAGCCGAUAUUAGGCGCGGUCAGAAGUAUGUGGAGGAGCUGGGCCUGGCCAAUGCUCGAGAUAUUGUCAAAAUGCUCCGGUGGAACGACAAGUACGGAAUCAAAUUCAUGCGACUGAGCUCAGAAAUGUUUCCAUUUGCAAGCCAUGAGGAAUACGGCUACCGUCUUACACCGUUCGCUGCGGAGUCCCUUGCAGAAGCGGGAAAAGUCGCUGCACAACUGGGCCACAGAUUAACAACGCACCCAGGCCAGUUUACUCAACUCGGUUCACCGCGCAAAGAAGUCAUCACGGCCGCAGUUCGAGAUCUGGAAUAUCACGAUGAGUUGCUCAGUCUUCUCCGCCUCCCCGAACAACAGAACAGAGACGCCAUCAUGAUAUUACAUAUGGGUGGCACUUACGGCGACAAGGCGUCUACGCUGGAUCGAUUCCGUACCAACUAUGCCAAGCUGUCACAGUCUAUCAAAAAUCGACUUGUCCUCGAGAAUGACGACGUUGCUUGGUCUGUUCAUGACCUACUACCUAUUUGCGAAGAGUUGAAUAUUCCAAUGGUUCUUGACUUCCAUCAUCACAACAUCAUCUUCGACGCAAGCCAAUUACGUGAGGGUACCGAGGAUAUCACAAAGAUUUAUGACAGAAUUAGUGCCACAUGGACGCGCAAGAAUAUCAAGCAAAAGAUGCAUUACAGCGAGUCGUGCCCGAGCGCUACCACACCACGGGAUCGAAGAAAGCAUUCCCCGCGAGUGCGCACUCUUCCGCCGUGCCCUCCUGACGCGGACCUCAUGAUCGAGGCCAAAGAUAAGGAGCAGGCUGUUUUUGAACUCAUGCGCACAUUCAGGCUUCCGGGAUGGGACUCGUUCAAUAACGUAGUCCCUCACGAGCGACUGGAUGAAGUCCGGCCUAAUAAAGCGGCCGCCAAGAAGGAUGGCAAAAAGAAGCCCAAGAAAUCCAAGAAGAAGAAGGAUGAAGACGAGGAAGAUGAGGAGCCAGAGGAACCUGAAUCCGUCGUCGUGGAAGAGAAAACCAUAGCCCCUGAAGAUUUCGGCAUGGGUGGUCCGCAACACAGGGUGUACUGGCCCGAGGGCAUGGAAGAAUGGUUGAGGCCUAAGAAGCGGGAGGUAAAGAAGGCGAAAUCCACACUAAUCAAGGAGGAGAUCAAGAAGGAGGAUGAUUAA